AUGCAGUGGCCAGACGAAACUGCAAUCCCCGGGUUCCGUCAGGCGACAGAAGAAUAUCUCUCGGAGGUCGACGCUCUAUCGGCGUCUUUCACGGCUCUCAUUGCCGAGUCAUUAGAUCUUCCCCCUACGGCGAUGGAUGGAGUCUUUGAUGAUCCUCAACAGCACAAACUGAAAUUAAUCAAGUAUCCACCACCACCGUCCGACCAGACUAGCAACGGAGCUGGCUUUCAAGGUGUCGGUGCUCACAAGGACUCUGGAUUUCUCACAUUCCUCCUCCAAGCAACGCCACACCGUGGUCUCGAGGUGCAAAACAAAGCCGGGGAAUGGGUAUCGGCUCCUCCACUCCCAAAUACAUUUGUGGUCAAUAUCGGCCGCGCUCUCGAGGCUCUGACGGGUGGGGUUUGUACAGCGACUACGCAUCGGGUGAGCUUGCGAGAAGAACACUUCAUUGAUGCUGAUGGAAAGCCCCUGGGGCCGCGAUAUUCAUUCCCGGUCUUUCAAGGGGUGAGUAUGGAUCUCUCGACCGAAAAUAUUACACUCGUUGUACCAGAUCAUAUCCGAGACUUGGUGAAGGAUGACAAGGUGAAGUCGGAUGCGGAGGCAACCUUUAACAAGAUGUUCAAAACUAGCAUCGGAGAGGGUACCCUCGUCGCGCGGGUGACAAGCCAUCAGGACGUGGGCCAACGAUGGUAUCCGGAUAUCUUGACCAAGGCUCUUCAGGGCCAGAAGGAUUUUGUUUCCAAGCAGUAA
Molecule: messenger RNA, 750 nt
Organism: Penicillium cosmopolitanum
Lineage: Eukaryota; Fungi; Ascomycota; Eurotiomycetes; Eurotiales; Aspergillaceae
Exons: 1
Coding region: 1-750 (249 amino acids)
Source: RefSeq, a predicted model, not a curated record